GUGCUUAACGGUAAGUUCAGUAUGACGAAAUUUUUAUUUCAAAAUUAGUUUUUAAUCGAAUACAGUAAAUUAUAGAAACGAAAAAACAAACAUUUUUAUAAUGUAUAUAAUAUAAUUGUUUACAUAACGCUACAUAGAAUAAUAUUCAUCAUGCACUAACUGAAUACUCGAAAGGUGAAGAUCAAAGGAAUUAUCGGAGAAGGAAAUUAAGGUUAUGUAGGUUAUUUAGAAAAGUUGUAAAUAAAAGAUGAGUCCUAAAUAUCUCGAAGUAAACACUGUUUUAUUAUUAAAAACACAAAUUAAGGAACAAUCUGUAGAUAAAUAUGAGCAACUUUUAGUGGCAAAUGGUUUUGCAGUUAAACAAGUGAACACAUUAGUUUUCCAAUACAAAAAUCUUGAAUUGUUGACGAAAAAACUUAAUUGUAGUGAUUGUUACUCAGGAAUUAUAUUUUCUAGUCCUCGAUGUGUGCAAGCAGUAUAUUUAGCUUAUCAAAAUUCACAGGCCGAUAUUUCCUCAUGGAAAUUGAAAAAGAAUUUUGCUGUAGGUGCAGCAACCUCCAAGGAAGCUUUGGAAAAAUUAGGAUUAGAAUGUAAAGGACAGGAAUCUGGUAGUGCAGAAAACCUUCUUAAUUUUAUUUUGAAAGAAAAUUGUUCAUAUAAAAUGCCAUUCUUGUACCCUCAUGGAAAUUUAAAGAGGGACACAUUCAGCGAACUGAAAGGAACAAAUGAAAUAACAGUUGAGAGUGUUUUGGCUUAUGACACAAUUAACAAUCCGAAUAUUUUGGAUGAGAUGAGAGAAGCUACAGAUAAUUUCACACUAAUUCCAGAAUAUGUAAUAUUUUUUAGUCCAUCAGGUGUACACAGCACAUUAGAGUAUCUUAGAAAAGUUGAGAAUUUUACUUCUUCUAAAUUAAUACCUAUUGGUCCUACAACUGAAUUAUCUAUGAAAGAAGCAAAUCUUCCGGUCUUUGGUGUUGCGCAGCAUCCAAGUCCACAAGGUGUACUGGACAUUAUUUUGUCAAAGUCAAUAUCUUAUUAAUGUAUAUUCCAAAUUUUGUUGUCUAAAACAGUUUGUUUAUGUUUAUAAAGUUUUAUAUAUUUAUGAAUAUCUGUACGAUUUGUUGAGAUUUGAAAUUCUAUAAUUAAAAUCAAUAAGGAUUUAA
This is a messenger RNA of Diorhabda sublineata, 1163 nucleotides long. Its product is annotated as uroporphyrinogen-III synthase-like. Bases 248 to 1039 code for a protein of 263 amino acids. The transcript has 3 exons. Gene Ontology annotation, molecular function: uroporphyrinogen-III synthase activity. Lineage: Eukaryota; Metazoa; Arthropoda; Insecta; Coleoptera; Chrysomelidae. Gene Ontology annotation, biological process: uroporphyrinogen III biosynthetic process. The record is from RefSeq and is a predicted model, not a curated record.